UCACCCUCGUGCGGGACGAUACUCUUCUUUCGCGUUGCAAAAGGGACUUACAGCUUUUGGUCAACGGCUUCCGAUCCGGUUGCGUCCUGCGGCGGCGUUUGUCCAUGCGUUCGCUCACCGCUGCGAAGCUGUCGUGAAGCCUACUUUGCAACAUGCUAAUCAAGCCUACAGUGCAGUAUGUCGGAGGCGUCAUAUGAAAUGCGAUGAAGUUAAGCCUGUCUGCGGUCCGUGUGGCAAAGCCAAUCGAGUCUGUAUCUAUGGAUCUCUUCCAGACAACGCAAGCGAAGACGGCAGCGUCGGCGCAACCCCCAAAGUUCAUGCCUCCCCGAUCAGCACUCCAAAUGCUGCUCCAGUAUCGAGUCACCGACGAUGGCCCAGUGCUGCGGAAUCGCUCGAAACGAGGCCGACUCCAAGAAUGUACCCUGCCACGCCUGCUCCCACAGGCGACGAAGGCAUGGUGCAACUCAGUCCGCAGAGUAGUUACAGCAAUUCUACUGGAUAUGGCACGGAAGUCGCUCCGCUACGCUGGUUCGGACUACUUGCCGGAGACGCAGCUCAGAGCAAUCUUGAUACGCCAACGCUGGAAAGUCUGAGCGACGCAGCACUUGCUCGGCGGCAGGAGCUGUAUCCCACGCAAGAUGCGCGGCUUGCGUCCGCUGCGCAGCAUGUGAACUUUGCGGAAGGUGUGGCGCUGCAGAACCCAUCAAAGAUUCUGCAAAUAUCGGCAAUAUCGCCAGCGCCGAUGGAUGGUAGCACGGAUGAACGGCAGUUCUGGCAGUCUACAGAGCCAAUACGACUCAAAGACCAUGAAUUCGACAUAUUUCAACGCUUCGUUACGGGCGUCAGUUUGUGGAUCGAUCUCUACGAUCCUAUGAAGCACUUCUCCACUUUAGUGCCACAUCUGGCCUUGCAUAACGAGGGUCUCAUGAAGGCAGUCUUAGCACUAGGUGCACGACAUUUGUCGAUCAAGCCGCUAAAUCGCGGAGAAGUGAAUGUCGAUCGCACGGCAGCCGUGCAAUACUACUACGAAACGCUGCAAUACCUGCAGUCCGCGAUGCGCUUCACGUCAUACAAGAACAGUCUCGAGCUACUUGCGACAGUCCUGGUGGUGAGUACCUAUGAGAUGAUUGACGGUGCGGGCAAAGGAUGGGAACGGCAUCUCAAAGGCGUCUUCUGGAUCCAACGAAGUCGAGAGAUCAACGGCGAAUCCGGCGGGUUGGAGCAAGCGAUCUGGUGGGCUUGGCUGCGUCAGGACGUGUGGGCCGCGUUCCGGGAGCACAGACGUUGCUUCAGCUUUUUCAAGCCAACGAAGCCUUACUCGGCUAUGGAUAUCUGGGACAUGGCAUCGAAAGUCGUAUACAUCUUGGCCCAAGCUGUAAAUUACAGCUCUUUGGAAGAAAAACAAGCCGGUGAGCGCGAUCUCUCCAACCGCAUCAUGCGUGCCAACACUCUCCUGAAUAUGCUCGAUGAGUGGCGAUCGAGCGUCAGCAUCCAUUUCAACCCACUCCCCGUCGAAGGACCCUCAAAUCGAGCCUUCCAGCCUCUUUGGAUUCACCCACCAGCAUUCGGCAUCAGCAUCCAAAUGUACAGCAUGGCUCGCAUUCUGUUACUCAUCAAUCAGCCAUCCGCGGGCGGAUAUCUGGAAUACCUGAGCCGAGACCGAAUAAUCGUGGAGUGCAUUGAUACCAUCGGCGGCAUUGCGAUGAAGCUGUCUGACGACGCUUCGAGACUUAUGUCUACGCAGUGCCUGUUCGCGGCCGGACUGUAUUGCAAUGAUGAAGCCAAGAGGCAAUGUAUCACCGAGCUGAUCGAUGAGCAUGCAAGUAUGACGGGCUGGCCGGUCAAUACGAAUCUCUCGGAAGAAUUGCGCCAGGAAUGGGCUAGACCACGCCCACGGUGA
Messenger RNA from Zymoseptoria tritici IPO323, 1900 nucleotides. RefSeq lists its product as uncharacterized. Gene Ontology annotation, cellular component: nucleus. The record is from RefSeq and is a predicted model, not a curated record. Gene Ontology annotation, biological process: positive regulation of transcription by RNA polymerase II. Bases 194 to 1900 code for a protein of 568 amino acids. The transcript is spliced from 4 exons. Lineage: Eukaryota; Fungi; Ascomycota; Dothideomycetes; Mycosphaerellales; Mycosphaerellaceae. Gene Ontology annotation, molecular function: DNA-binding transcription factor activity, RNA polymerase II-specific; zinc ion binding; transcription cis-regulatory region binding.